UAAGAAAACAUAACACAAAAUGGCUAGAGUCUCUUCUCUUCUUUCUUUCUCCUUAACACUUUUGGUCUUUUUACAUGGCUACACAGCUCAGCAGUUUCCUAACGAGUGCCAGCUCGAACAGCUCAAUGCGCUCGAGCCUUCACACGUACUGAAGAGUGAGGCUGGUCGCAUCGAGGUGUGGGAUCACCAUGCUCCUCAGCUCCGAUGCUCAGGCGUCUCCUUCGUCCGUUAUGUCAUCGAGUCUAAGGGUCUAUACUUGCCUUCUUUCGUCAACACCGCGAAGCUCUCUUUCGUGGCUCAAGGAAGAGGUCUUAUGGGAAAGGUAAUCCCCGGAUGCGCCGAGACAUUCCAAGACUCAUCAGUGUUCCAACCACGCGAAGGCAGACGACAGUACGAGGGUCAGGGUGAAGAAGAAGAGCAAAGCCAAAGGUUCCACGACAUGCACCAGAAAGUGGAGCACAUAAGGAGCGGCGACACCAUUGCCACCACACCCGGUGUAGCACAGUGGUUCUACAACGAAGGACAGCAACCACUUGUCAUCGUCAGCGUCUUUGAUCUAGCUAGUCACCAGAACCAGCUCGACCGCAACCCAAGGCCAUUUUACUUGGCCGGAAACAACCCACAAGGCCAAGUAUGGCUACAAGGCCGAGAGCAAGGGCCACAAAAGAACAUUUUCAGUGGCUUCGGACCAGAGGUUAUUGCUCAAGCUUUCAAGAUUGACCUUCAGACAGCACAACAACUUCAAAACCAACAAGACAACCGUGGAAACAUUGUCCGAGUCAAAGGCCCGUUCGGUGUCAUUAGGCCACCUUUGAGAGGCCAAAGACCUCAGGAGGAAGAAAGAGAAGGUAACGGCUUAGAAGAGACCAUAUGCAGUGCCAGGUCCGUUGAUAACCUCGAUGACCCGUCUCGUGCUGACGUGUACAAGCCACAGCUUGGUUACCUCAGCACUCUCAACAGUUACGAUCUCCCAAUCCUUCGCUUCAUCCGUCUCUCAGCCCUCCGUGGAUCUAUCCGUCAAAACGCAAUGGUGCUUCCACAGUGGAACGCAAACGCCAACGCGGUCCUUUACGUGACAGACGGAGAAGCACAACUUCAGAUCGUAAACGACAACGGUGACAGAGUGUUCGACGGACAAGUCUCUCAAGGACAGCUUAUUGUCGUACCUCAGGGUUUCUCCGUGGUUAAACGUGCAACAAGCGACCAGUUCAGGUGGGUCGAGUUCAAGACAAACGCAAACGCACAAAUCAACACUCUUGCCGGGAGAACCUCAGUCUUGAGAGGUUUACCUUUGGCUGUCAUAACCAAUGGAUUCGAAAUCUCACCCGAAGAAGCAAAGAGGGUCAAGUUCAACACACUCGAGACCACUUUGACUCACAGCAGUGGUCCAGCUAGCUACGGAAGGCCAAGGAUGACUACAGCUUAAGAGGUUCAAACACGGCGGCGAUUAACAGUGAAGCUCUACUGUAAAAGGAAACUAAAUAGUAGUAGCUAGUAAUAAUAAUGUAACUGGUUUUGUCGAAGUUUUUACCUGUAAAAUGCAACUCCUUUUCUGAAUAAAAUGUCUUUUUGUUUUUCUCCGA
Capsella rubella is the source of this 1583-nucleotide messenger RNA. RefSeq names its product 12S seed storage protein CRA1. Lineage: Eukaryota; Viridiplantae; Streptophyta; Magnoliopsida; Brassicales; Brassicaceae. Gene Ontology annotation, molecular function: nutrient reservoir activity. Bases 20 to 1426 code for a protein of 468 amino acids. The record is from RefSeq and is a predicted model, not a curated record. The transcript has 4 exons.